This is a messenger RNA of Daldinia vernicosa, 1769 nucleotides long. RefSeq lists its product as uncharacterized. The coding region runs from base 532 to 1245 and encodes 237 amino acids. Gene Ontology annotation, cellular component: cytosol. The record is from RefSeq and is a predicted model, not a curated record. Gene Ontology annotation, biological process: formaldehyde catabolic process. Gene Ontology annotation, molecular function: S-(hydroxymethyl)glutathione dehydrogenase [NAD(P)+] activity; zinc ion binding. Lineage: Eukaryota; Fungi; Ascomycota; Sordariomycetes; Xylariales; Hypoxylaceae. The transcript has 2 exons.
AGACCAUCAAGUGUAAGGCCGCUGUCGCCUGGGAAGCUGGCAAACCCCUCAGCAUCGAGGAGAUCGAAGUUGCGCCGCCCAAAGCCCACGAAGUCCGAAUUCAGAUCGUCUAUACGGGAGUUUGUCAUACAGGUAUAUCUUGCCAAGUCUUAAUCCCGAAUCAAGUCCGAAUGUCCCGUUUAACAGUGGAGCAGAUGCCUACACGUUAUCCGGCAAGGACCCAGAAGGCGCAUUCCCUAUCGUCUUGGGACAUGAGGGAGCCGGUAUUGUGGAAUCUGUCGGCGAGGGUGUCACCAACGUAAAGCCGGGCGACCACGUUGUCGCACUCUAGUAGGCUCAACCCUACCCUCCUUACGUUCGCUAUCUCUUGGGCUAAUAUCGAUCAAAAGCACUCCCGAAUGUAAGGAAUGUAAGUUCUGCAAGUCUGGCAAGACGAAUCUUUGCGGCAAGAUUCGGGCAACCCAGGGUAGAGGUGUCCUUCCGGAUGGCACCUCACGCUUCACCUGCAAGGGACAACCACUUCUCCACUUCAUGGGAACGUCGACUUUCUCUCAGUACACCGUCGUAGCCGACAUCUCCGUCGUUGCUGUUCAGCAAGAUGCUCCUAUGGACCGAACUUGCCUUCUAGGCUGCGGUAUCACCACCGGUUACGGUGCUGCGAGAAUCACGGCCAACGUUGAGGAGGGUUCCAAUAUCGCGGUCUUCGGAGCUGGUUGCGUUGGUCUUUCGGUUGUCCAGGGCGCCGUUACACAGAAGGCGGGUAAAAUUAUCGUCGUGGACGUGAACCCAACCAAGGAAGAAUGGGCUAAGAAGUUUGGAGCCACCGACUUUGUUAACCCUACCAAGUUGGAUGGACAAACGAUUCAAGAAAAACUCAUCGAAAUGACCGAUGGUGGCUGCGACUACACUUUCGACUGUACUGGUAACGUUGGCGUGAUGCGAGCAGCAUUGGAAGCUUGCCAUAAGGGUUGGGGUCAGAGUAUUAUCAUCGGCGUCGCUGCUGCCGGUCAAGAGAUUUCAACUCGACCAUUCCAGCUAGUCACCGGUCGUGUAUGGAAGGGCUGCGCUUUUGGCGGUGUCAAGGGCCGAUCCCAACUUCCCGGCCUUGUCAGCGAUUAUCUAGAAGGUAGGUUAAAGGUGGAUGAGUUCAUCACUCACCGCGAAGAUUUAGACCACAUUAACACCGCGUUUGAGACGAUGAAGGCGGGCGAUUGCAUUCGUUGCGUUGUGACCAUGAAGGAAUAAAAAAUGACACUUGAGUCAAUAUCUUACCUAUAGAGCCGACUUGGAAUCUUAUGAAAAUGGGUCUGACGAGUCAUGAAAAUUAAGUCGCAAAGUGUAUCCCUAGCUUUUAGUCCAAGCAGUUUAUGAAUAUUGUCCUUUGAUAAUGAACAAUUUACUCCUUUUUUUUUCGCCCGCGUGAUAAUGAGGCGUAUUUUUUUUUUUUUUUUUUUUAGCGUGUAAAGGUCUCUCGCCAGCUAUCUUGAAGUUUUGCUAAUACGCAAAAAGUCACCAGCUUCCAUGUCAAAAGUUAUCGUAAGAGCCUCCUCUCCUAGUAAGCCCGUAGUUCAAGGCGAUUGUAGCAUUGCCAAUUAGCCAACCCGUGGUCUCUUUCAUAAAACGGGCACUAACAUAUAAAUGGGAUACGAACAUGCCAUGCGUUUCUUGUCGAUAUUGGAAGGUCUUACACGAGAAUAGUACUGUUCCAUAUACUCACACACAAAUUCGGGAAGAGAAUUAAAGAGAUGGAUACCAAAGAAGCCACCAAC